UGGCAAUGACCAGAGAUGGCACAUUCAGCUAUGGAGAUCACUAUAUACUGCUAACUAGUGCAGAACAGGGCUCGAAUUCCACGAUGCCUCACAGGGCGGGCUCGCCUGCCCGUUCAGAGAAUGAAUUUGACAUCGGCAGCGCAUUGUUCGGACAUGAUUCUGAAGUUACGCACGACACUCUACACGAACAAAAUGGGGCUCUACAAAGGAAUGACUUGGAUGUCAUGGCGGAUGACUCAGAAGUCGAUGAGGAGGCCAUUAUUGCUGCUCAACAAGCCGCAUCAAAUCGCAAAGGUGCCAACUUGAAAGGGCGAACAGUGAAAAAAGGUGGUGGCUUCCAAGCCAUGGGCCUCAAUGCCAAUCUGCUGAAAGCGAUAACGAGGAAAGGCUUCUCAGUCCCUACACCUAUUCAGCGCAAGACAAUACCUCUCCUUCUCGGCGACAAGGACGUGGUGGGUAUGGCAAGGACUGGAUCCGGGAAGACCGCUGCUUUUGUCAUUCCUAUGAUUGAAAAGCUCAAGGUGCAUAGCACGAAAGUCGGGGCCAGGGCUCUGAUUCUGGCGCCCUCGAGGGAGUUGGCUUUGCAGACAUUGCAAGUGGUCAAGGAGUUGGGCAGGGGCACAGAUCUCCGAUCGAUCCUCCUCGUGGGAGGUGACAGCCUGGAGGACCAGUUUGCUGCCAUGUCCAACAACCCGGAUAUCAUCAUUGCCACCCCCGGCAGAUUCCUCCAUCUCAAGGUCGAAAUGAAUCUGGAUCUCCUGAGCAUCAAGUAUGUCGUCUUUGACGAGGCAGAUCGACUCUUUGAAAUGGGCUUCGCGGCCCAACUGACAGAGAUCCUCCAUGCCCUACCCGCAUCCCGGCAAACUCUUCUGUUCUCUGCUACGCUGCCUAAGUCACUAGUUGAGUUCGCGAGGGCAGGAUUACAGGAACCUAUGUUGGUUAGGCUUGACGCAGACAGCAAGAUAUCUCCCGAUUUGCAAAGCGCCUUCUUCACUCUGAAGUCAUCGGAGAAAGAAGGGGCAUUGCUUCAUAUCCUCCAAGACAUCAUCAAAAUGCCUACCGGGUCCCAAUUGAUCACGUCAACCACGACUUCUACGAUAGCAGACAAACCAAACAACAAGAAGAGGAAACGGCAGGAGACAGAAGAAAACAGCAGCAAUGCAUCCGGUACCAAUCCUUUUUCAACCAUAGUCUUCACUGCCACCAAGCAUCACGUCGAGUACGUAGCAAGUCUACUCCGUCUGGCUGGCUACGCUGUCUCCUAUGUUUAUGGCUCACUCGACCAAACCGCCAGAAAAUCCCAAGUCCAGGCUUUUCGGACAGGUCAAACAAAUAUACUUGUUGUCACGGAUGUUGCUGCCCGCGGAAUCGAUAUUCCGGUGCUCGCAAAUGUAAUUAACUACGAUUUCCCUUCACAACCAAAGAUAUUUGUCCAUCGUGUGGGACGGACUGCUCGAGCGGGACAGAGAGGUUGGAGUUAUAGUCUAGUCAGAGACGCUGACGCACCAUAUCUACUGGAUCUGCAACUUUUCCUUGCUCGGAAAUUGGUCCUUGGUCGAGCAGCGAGCAAUGAGCUUGUCAACUUCGCACAGGAUGUCGUGGUUGGUAGUUUUCGACGGGAGGCGAUACAGACGAGUUGCGAAUGGGUGACAAAAUCACUAGAAAGCGACUCCGAUCUUUCUGCGCUCCGAAACGUUGCGUUAAAGGGCGAGAAACUCUACCAGCGGACCAGGAACUCUGCUUCCUCAGAGAGUGCUAAGAGAUCGAAACAACUUGUGUCGUCCUCGGCCUGGACGGAACUGCACUCACUGUUCAAUGAUGAAACAGAUGAUAUGGAAGUUGAAAGAGAAAGGAUGCUUGCACGAGUGGGAGGAUUCCGACCACAGGAAUCUAUCUUUGAGAUUGGCGCUCGGCGUGGUGGGCGAAAGAACAACGAGGAUGCUGUGGACGCCAUACGCAAGAUCCGCUCUGGUUUCGAAAGUAGGAAGCAGAAGAGCGUGGAUGCGUCCCAAGCUCUGAGAGAAGCUGGCAAUGAUGAUGCCGUCGACCCGACCAACAGUCCGUACGACCCAGCAGAAGAUGAGGCUCACCCAGGUUUCAUUGAUGGCAGCAACGACGUCGAUCGUAUGUCCGAAGCAUCACUAAGUGACCUGGAAAUCACCUUUUCUCAACCAUACUCGAAGAAAUCCCAAACACCAAAAUCACCGAAGCCUGGGCUACGCACCACGGAGGGAGACUUUCGCGAUCCCGAGAACUUCAUGUCUUACCACCCCACUGCUCAUGAUCUUACUUCCGACCGUGCGUACGGCGUACACUCUGGUUCCAAUACCAAUGCGAGCGCCAGCUUUGUGGAAUCCGCACGUACAGCCACUAUGGAUCUAGGUGCAGAUGAAUCGUCGAAGACUUUUGGCGAGAAUAGAGCAAUCAUGCGGUGGGACAAGAGGCAUAAAAAGUAUGUGAGACGCGACAAUGACGAGGAUGGUUCCAAGACAGGCAAGAGGCUCGUAAAGGGAGAGUCUGGAGCAAAGAUUGCCGCGAGUUUUAGAAGCGGGCGUUUUGAUCGGUGGAUGAAGGCCAAUCGAGUGAACAGACUGGGAAGAGUAGGUGAGGAAGAGAAAUCCUCGAAUGCUAAUGCGGAUGGAAUGGGUGUCGGCGGUGGAAGGGGAAGGAAAUUCCAGCAUAAAUCGCAAAGAACACCGAAACAGCCAGAUAAAUUGAGAGGGGAUUAUGAGAAGCAAAUGAAAAAGGUCAAGGGUGCGAAAGAGCGAGAAGAACAGGCCGGCGGCAAAGCCAAAGGGGAGCUUAGAAACGUCGAUCGGAUGGUCAAGGAGAGGAGGCUGAAGGAGAAGAGGAGGGAGAAGAAUGCACGGCCACGACGAAGGAAAGCAUAGGCAAGACCAAUGGCAGAGAAGUUGUGGUUGACGUCCGACACUGGCGGGUAAUGGUUGCUAUGUAUGACACCUGUGCCGCAAUAAGUACCGUGCAAUAGUACACAACGGCAUCGACUAGGCAUGUUGCUACAGUGCUGGACGAGGCUGUGAACCCAAGUAAAGGGGCGAGGCUGCCUCUCGCGUGCCGUGUCUCUUGGCAGUGAGAAACGAGAAACCGUCCACCUCAUCGAGACAGC
This is a messenger RNA of Cladophialophora immunda, 3127 nucleotides long. RefSeq lists its product as uncharacterized. The transcript has a single exon. Lineage: Eukaryota; Fungi; Ascomycota; Eurotiomycetes; Chaetothyriales; Herpotrichiellaceae. The record is from RefSeq and is a predicted model, not a curated record. Bases 6 to 2891 code for a protein of 961 amino acids. Gene Ontology annotation, cellular component: nucleus. Gene Ontology annotation, molecular function: RNA helicase activity; RNA binding; ATP binding.